AUGUCAGCGGACGAGGCUUCCACUGUGGCUUCUGCUAGUCUCACUACUACUGUGCCUAGUGACUUCACUGGAGGGUUCUGGCAAACCGCUAGUACGGACCGUAUAGGUAUAUACUCCGACUUGUGCUUUCGCACGAUCGUCUACAUUACAUGA
Molecule: messenger RNA, 153 nt
Organism: Perkinsus marinus ATCC 50983
Lineage: Eukaryota; Perkinsozoa; Perkinsida; Perkinsidae
Exons: 2
Coding region: 1-153 (50 amino acids)
Source: RefSeq, a predicted model, not a curated record